GGCGCAGGCGUGCGGCGGGCAGCCCGCACGGCGCAGGGCCCGGGUCCUGCGUGUGGCGGCGGCGCUCGGCCCGGCCCGGCUCGGCUCGGCCCGAGAUGGCGACCAAGAACUUCCGCGUGAGCGACGGCGACUGGAUCUGCCCCGACAAGAAGUGCGGGAACGUGAACUUCGCCAGGAGGACGAGCUGUAACAGAUGCGGCAGAGAGAAGACGACGGAGGCCAAGAUGAUGAAGGCGGGGGGGACGGAGAUCGGGAAGACGCUGGCCGAGAAGAGCCGGGGGCUGUUCAGCGCCAACGACUGGCAGUGCAAAACCUGUGGCAAUGUGAACUGGGCGCGGCGCUCGGAGUGUAACAUGUGCAACACCCCCAAGUACGCCAAGCUGGAGGAGAGGACAGGCUAUGGAGGAGGAUUCAAUGAGCGGGAGAACGUGGAAUACAUAGAGCGGGAGGAGUCCGACGGGGAGUAUGAUGAGUUUGGGCGCAAAAAGAAAAAGUACCGGGGGAAGCCGGUGGGUCCUGCCUCCAUCCUGAAGGAAGUGGAAGAUAAGGAGUCUGAGGGGGAGGAUGAGGAGGAUGAGGAUGAAGAUCUCUCCAAGUAUAAAUUGGAUGAGGAUGAGGAUGAAGAUGAUGCUGACCUGUCCAAGUACAACCUGGAUGCCAGUGAGGAGGAGGACACCAACAAGAAGAAGAAGCCGCCGAGGCGCAGCCGCUCCAAGUCCCACUCCUCCCACUCGCGCUCGUCCUCGCGCUCAUCCUCUCACUCGAGCUCAAGGUCUAGGUCCAGGUCCCAUUCCAGGAGUUCUUCCAGUUCCAGAUCGAGAUCCCGCUCCAGCUCCAGGGAGCAGUCCCGGUCCCGUGGGUCCAAAUCCAGAUCCAGCUCCAGGUCCUACAGGGGGUCUUCCACCCCAAGGAAAAGAUCUUGCUCCAGCUCUCGCUCCUCGUCUUCCCCCGAGAGAGGCAAGAAGCGAAGCCGCUCUAGAUCCUCUUCCUCUGGUGAUCGCAAAAAAAGGCGCUCGAGAUCACGGUCACCCGAAAGACGCCGCAGAUCUUCCUCCGGAUCCUCCCAUUCUGGUUCCCGUACGAGUUCUAAAAAGAAAUAAUGUGUAAAAGCUCACACUUACAAAAACCCACCAAAAUUCCAGUCAGUGCAUGAGACAUUUUUAAGAAGUUGGUGUCUUACUUGGUCAGAAGUGCUCAAUCUGCUAGUAGAGGUGCAUGUCUGUCCUGGCUUUCUGGCAAACUGCAGCUUUGUUCAUCCAUCACCCAAACCCGCAGCAGCAUUUUAAGCCAUAAACUCCCCGGCACAGGGGGAAGUUCUGUGGUGUGGGGGGGGUUUCAUUAUUUUUCAAGAUCAGUUCCUCCAUUCCUGGCUCCCUCAGCUGGAGGAGCAGGUUGGGAAUGUCCUGGCACAGCUCUCUGUGCGAGGAGGAAGCCGUGAGUUUUCCAGAGCAGGAUGGAGCUCCCAUGGGACCACAGCAGGGGCAGGGCUGGGGGCACCUGGGGCCAGCAGUGGGGCCUUGGGCUGAGCAGUUUUUGUUUUGCCACGUAGCAGUGCCAGUGCAGAUGGACACCCCUCUUUAGCAGCUCAACCCCCCAGUCCAUCAUGAUUCCAGAGGGAAUUAGCCUCAUUCCUGGCGAGGGAGGACGUUUGCAGCCAGCACAGUGCUGUGGCUGUGGUGGUUUCCAGAGCCCGGACUCCAGGAUCCCUCCUUCCAAAGGGAUCGGUUGGGAUCUGCUCUUGGGCUGGAGGAGUAUGGAACUGGCUCCUUGGAAUCAAGGGAAGCUUCUGCAGGCCGCCUGUAAAAUUUCCUUUGGGGCUGACUAAAAUUUUCAAGGUAUCUUAAUUUUAUUUUUCUUUAAAAAAUGAGAAUGAAUAAACUGUGUAGAAAGUUCUGGCAUCUUCAACGUCUUCUUCAUCGAUCUUUUUUUUUCCCUUCAACAUAAUUUAUGGCUUAAAAUGCUUUAUGGAUUCCAUUUGAGUAUAAAACUCGGUCUCUCUUGAGCUCCGUUUGGUUAAGAAAGGUUUAAGUUUCUUCAGUGCCAUCACAAGGUAAGUAUGGUAAGGAAAACUCUUCUUCUUAAGCAAGCAAAGAGCAAUAUACCUUCAUUUAUUUCAGUAAUAAAACUGCCAGAUUUGCUGCUUGUUUUGAUAAACUGCACAGAAACAAACGGAGCAAAAUCGAAAAACUCCAUUCUGCUUUUUUUUUCUCUUUUUUUUCUCUUUUUUUUUUUUUGAGCCAUGUCUUUUGGACUGGUCUAGAAGCAAAAUGUUUUUGAUGUAGAGGUAUUUUGAUAAAUCUUUGCAGAAAAAAUGCAGUUUCCUCUUUAAUGCUUUCUUUUCUCUCUAAUUUCCAUGCUAAGUGUGUGUAGGUUGCACAAGAGCAGGUUAGUCUGUAACUGUGCCUCUGACUUCAAUGUCCAACUAAACUGUAAAACCAGAUCAAGUAGACGCUCUGUUGUUAGCCUUGGGUUUUCUUGUGCUUUGUAUUCCAAUUGUUGCUGUACUUAACAGAUGGGAGGUUUGAAAUUUAGCAACUGAUAGGCCACAGGCAAAGGAGGAGGAGGAUGGUUCAUUUGGCUUAGAGAACGUGUAAGGCAAAAUGAUGCUGUAGACAAGUGUAAAUAAAACCUGUGAGUCAACUGUG
Molecule: messenger RNA, 2645 nt
Organism: Serinus canaria (Common canary)
Lineage: Eukaryota; Metazoa; Chordata; Aves; Passeriformes; Fringillidae
Gene: ZRANB2
Product: zinc finger RANBP2-type containing 2
Exons: 10
Coding region: 96-1100 (334 amino acids)
Biological process (GO): RNA processing
Molecular function (GO): RNA binding; lipopolysaccharide binding
Source: RefSeq, a predicted model, not a curated record